Molecule: messenger RNA, 613 nt
Organism: Phialemonium atrogriseum
Lineage: Eukaryota; Fungi; Ascomycota; Sordariomycetes; Cephalothecales; Cephalothecaceae
Exons: 1
Coding region: 294-500 (68 amino acids)
Biological process (GO): oligosaccharide metabolic process; glycoside catabolic process
Cellular component (GO): cytoplasm
Molecular function (GO): alpha-galactosidase activity
Source: RefSeq, a predicted model, not a curated record
GGACUCACUACGGGUGCUUUUCUUUAGUGUCUUUCCAGUCCGAUUUUGUGUUCCAUUAAAACACAACCUAACUCAGCGCUUGAUACCUUAGUAACCAGUGACUCAACAACAAAAAGAAAGGGAAGAAGGGCAGAAGGGACUGCACAGAGAGUGCCGCCGUCCUUGGCUACCUCGACGUUGUACAGCUGUUAGUGGAGAACGAAGCUGAUGCACUCCACCUCCUCAUAGGGUUAGUCCUCCCUGAUCAGACGGCAGCGAUUGUCAGCGUAGAUGGGACCGGACGCCUUCCAGCCAUGGCCUGGAAUUCCUGGAACGAGUACGGCUGCAAUAUCAAUGACGAUGGCUUCCACAAGGUCGGCCAACCGUUGGUCUCGUUGGGCCUAAGCGACCUAGGCUACCGAUAUGUCAACAUCGACGACUGCAGGAGCGACAAGCAGAACAGACGGAACCUAACCACCAAGGAGAUUAUACUGCCCAAACAAUUCACUCGCUCGGGCUGAAACUGGGAAUAUACAGUGAUACCUCCUUGGGAUUGCCUAACUAUCUCGCUCUUUGCAAUACUAACUAACCGAUGAGGUUCGAAGGCACCGACACCUGCGGAGGUUAUGCAGGG